AUGACAGAAUACGAGGCUUGUAUCUUCGGUAUUAAAGUUGCUAUUGAUCUUAUGAUCAAAAUCCUAGAAGUUUAUGGAGAUUCAGCCUUGGUGAUCAACCAAGUCAAAGAAGAUUGGGAUACUAGAGAUCAUAAGCUCAUCCCUUACAAAGAUCAUGUUUCGAAACUAGUCCCUUACUUUAAUGAGAUCACAUUCCAUCACAUCCCUAGAGAGGAGAAUCAUCUAGCUGACGCCUUGGAAACUUUAGCGUCCAUGUUUAAGGUCAAGUGGAAGAAUGAAAUUCCAUCCUUUCACCACAGCUACUUGGACGAGUCUGCUUACUGUUUGGCGGCAGAAGACGAAGUUGAUGGUUAUCCUUGGUUCUAUGACAUCAUGAGAUUCCUAGAAUGCCAAGAAUAUCCAAAGGACGCAUCCAUUACUGACAAGAAGUACCUUCAUAAACUAUCUUCCAAGUUCUUAUUAAGUGGAGGGGUACUGUACAAGAGAAAUUAUGAUUAG
This is a messenger RNA of Lathyrus oleraceus (garden pea), 498 nucleotides long. RefSeq lists its product as uncharacterized. Gene Ontology annotation, molecular function: nucleic acid binding; RNA-DNA hybrid ribonuclease activity. Lineage: Eukaryota; Viridiplantae; Streptophyta; Magnoliopsida; Fabales; Fabaceae. The transcript has a single exon. The record is from RefSeq and is a predicted model, not a curated record. Bases 1 to 498 code for a protein of 165 amino acids.